Molecule: messenger RNA, 501 nt
Organism: Acanthosepion pharaonis
Lineage: Eukaryota; Metazoa; Mollusca; Cephalopoda; Sepiida; Sepiidae
Source: the annotation of a GenBank genome assembly
AUGUUUAAUCGUCGACACGAACAAACAAACGUGUUUGCCCGCAAUUUACAAAAGAAAUACAGCUCCACCGUCCGGCUCUUCCGUCUCUCCUGUAGAACUGCGACCCGUAAUCGUCGCCUGCGGGCGCUCACGCACGUGACGACCAUGUGCCGACUGAUCGCGGUUUCUCCCGUCUCUCUCUUCCGUCUGGACUCGACGGCAGACCAGCCAACCACUCUGUCAACAGAUUUUUCGCAAGAGAUCUAUCUAUCUAUCUAUCUAUCUAUCUAUCUAUCUCAGCUUGUUUAUCUAUCUAUCUAUCUAUUUCAGCUUGUUUAUCUAUCUAUCUAUCUAUCUAUCUAUCUAUCUAUCUCAUUCUGUUCAGAUCUAUCUAUCUAUCUAUCUAUCUAUCUAUCUAUCUAUGUGACGCCAUUAUUAGUUGAAUCUUUAAAUGCCACUCUCUCUUUUUCUCUCUCUUUCUCUCUCUCUCUCUCUCUCUCUCACGAACACAUACACAUUUAA